AAGGCAUCAGCAGCACCAUUUGUCUUCUUCCCCUUCCUAUUAUCUUCAACUCUCUUAAGCCUCGUUCUAAUGGACUUGGCAUCCCGCCAUUUGAGAAGUGGCAGACAAUGCUUCACAAUCAAAUCAGAAUUAGAAUCAAACAUGUUGAUUGCUUGUUCCAAAAUUUGAUUCUCAUCCGGGGUCCAUCUGAGACCAGGGAGAGCUCUUGUUGCAUUUCUUCCUACCUAGCAUUUUAAAAGAAAAAACAAAUGAAAUUAAAUAACAAUUGAACAAUAAUAAAAUAAAGCAAAAUGAAUUGGAUAAAAAUAAUUACCUUAUAUUUAGACUUAGAAUUGGUUUUUCUGGCUGCACCAGGAACAGAUGUCCCCUACAUUGAGAUUCACAAUAGUAGGAACCACUGGACGGUCAUUCUGAACACUGACCGGAUCAGGAAGAGGCUUUUGAGCAAUAAGAACCUCACUUCCAAUUGAGGAUUCAGCAGUAACAUCAUCAGAAACCUCACUUGGAUUGUCAUUCUGAAUACUGAUCGGAACAACGGGAGUUAUAACGAAAUUCACAAGCAGAGGAUCGUCGUUCUGAACAAAUCCUCAACAGAAUUGUCCCUCUGAGUUAGGGCACAUUUUCCUCCUCUUAUUGAAGAAAGUUUUUUCAUCCUAUUCCAGAACUGAAAUUAAUAAUUAAUAAAACUUAUAUGCAAGUUCGAGUCAGCAAAAUAUUCCACAAAUUUAGACUCAUAACAGAAACACAAUAGAGAACCUUAUUAUUAAUAACAAAAUAAUGAAGAACUUGAAGGAAAACAUCUAACCAGUUCAUCCAACCAGUUUUUGAUGACAAAGCACAACACAACGGCGAGCUUCAAGAUGAAGAUCUCUCAGAUCGAUGAUCCGUAUGGUGAGUUUUUAGAACUCAUAAAGAAUUUCCAAGCGGGAAGAAUUGAUAGAAGACGUUUCAGAGCAAGAGUGCAGGGAUUGUGUAGUGGAAAUACAGAUUUGAUUUUCAGAUUCAACACCUUACUGAAAAACAAAUAUCAAAUCAAACUUAAGAUCACUGGGGUCAAACGAAAAUAUGUGAAGAAGAAGGUAGAAGAAAACCGUGAACUUCCUUGGGAUGUUCUUGAUAACAUUUGCAAAACACUAGAUUUUCACGACCUCUUUCAGUUUGCCGGUGUGUGCAAGAAUUGGAAGGCUUUUCAUAAAAUUUACUGGACAAAUUUCAUAGCAUACCAAGAACCAUUACUUCUCCGAAAUGUGUAUAGUAAUACGCAUCUUCAAGAAUUCUUUUCCUUAAUAAGCAUUCCCAAUCAAAAAAUUUAUUCCUUGAAGAAGAUGGAGUGCUUAUCCAACUCUAUGUAUGUCGCGUCUUCUAGCGGAUAUUUUAUCAAGGCGGGAUUCAAUGAUUCAUUUCAGAUAUUCAAUCCAUUUACAAGAGCAAAGAAGGUAAUCAAUGCCUCUAACUUUGAAGUUAUCUCUAAUGCUUUUGCUAGCCAUGCAUUGCUUGCUCUUAGCAAAUGCUCCGAGGAUUUUGUUUUGGUGGUUUUAUGCAUAUGCUCUAGGAAUUUGCGUGUCUAUCAAUCUAGAAACUAUGGUUGGGUUAGUUAUUCUUCAGCAAUAGGAAAUCAAGAAGAGAAGAUUGUUCACUUUGUGGUUUUGCACAGUAUAAUAUACCUUGUCACUAACAAGGCCAACAUAGGAGUGCUUAGCUUGAAUUCUACAAUCAUUAAAUUUCUAAAACUGAAGAGUACUCCUGAUGUAACUAGCAUACACCUUAAGCUGGUUAAUUGUGAUGAACAACUUUUACUGGUUGAUUUAAUGGAAGAUAAAAUGAUUAGGAAUGUGUACAAGAUAGACUUCUCCACCAUGAAUUAUGUCAAACUUGAAACUUUGGGGGAUAUUGCAUUAUUUUAUGCUUGUAAUGGUUUGAAGAAAGAUUGUUAUGCAUUGAGCAACCCGAACAAGUGGGGAUAUGAGAGAAACUCUGUGUAUGUCACCCUCUUUUCAUCUACAAUAUGUAGAGUAUAUUCAUGGGAUGAUAAAAAAUUGCAAAAAUGCAUUAUGCUUCCAACUCCCGAUGAAACAGGUGUCUUCGUGUUUGACUGGUGUUUUAGACAUCUACAAUACGAGAUAGAUUAUUCUCUAGUUGAGUAACUUGCAUAUUGUACGUUGUGUUACUUAUGUUCUUUGUGUUUCACCCCAUUUUCCUUUUUGCUUGUGUCAAACUUGUAAUUUAAUUAUAGCUAGAAUGAGGGAGGGUGACCGUCUAUUUAAGUCUAGUACUAUUUAUUAUUUUGUCUGUUAAUUGUUUCUAAUUUGAAGUGUAUAAUUGCUAAAAUUGUGUCUGCAAUCUUCAUUACUGUUUGAUCAAUGAAAGUUUAUCCGAA
Molecule: messenger RNA, 2377 nt
Organism: Trifolium pratense (red clover)
Lineage: Eukaryota; Viridiplantae; Streptophyta; Magnoliopsida; Fabales; Fabaceae
Exons: 3
Coding region: 828-2144 (438 amino acids)
Biological process (GO): regulation of DNA-templated transcription
Molecular function (GO): protein binding
Source: RefSeq, a predicted model, not a curated record